This is a messenger RNA of Salvia miltiorrhiza (redroot sage), 1508 nucleotides long. RefSeq names its product 8-hydroxygeraniol oxidoreductase-like. Gene Ontology annotation, cellular component: cytosol. Gene Ontology annotation, molecular function: S-(hydroxymethyl)glutathione dehydrogenase [NAD(P)+] activity; zinc ion binding. Gene Ontology annotation, biological process: formaldehyde catabolic process. The transcript is spliced from 7 exons. Bases 230 to 1360 code for a protein of 376 amino acids. Lineage: Eukaryota; Viridiplantae; Streptophyta; Magnoliopsida; Lamiales; Lamiaceae. The record is from RefSeq and is a predicted model, not a curated record.
AAUGCAUUUUUAUAUAUACAAUAAUGCAUAUUUUAUGAUCAUGCGUUUUGUAUAAUAAAUUAAUUUUUAUGAUAAUAAAACAAUUAAGAAUGAUUCAUAAUUCCCUACAAAUUAAUGGAAAAAGAAAUGAUUUGAUCCUCCUCCUCCACUGCUCCACAUGUAUAUCUAUAUAUAGAUAUGUGAUAUGAUUGUCCUCCCCAAAGAGCAUAAUUAGCAAGACAAAACAACAAUGGCUGGUAACACCACUCCAGGAGUCAUAACUUGCAAAGCUGCCGUGGCAUGGAAACAAUCGGAGCCCUUGAAGGUUGAAGAAAUUCAAGUGGAACCACCAAAAUCAACUGAAGUUAGGAUCAAGAUGUUGUAUGCCAGCAUGUGCCAUACAGAUACCACAUGUUGGAAAGGCUCCCUCUAUCCCAUGUUCCCUCGGAUCCUUGGACACGAAGGAGUAGGUGUGAUCGAGAGUGUUGGAGAACAAGUGAGGGACCUCAAGGUGGGGGACACUGUGAUGCUACUCUAUGUCGGAGAGUGUGGGAGAUGCUCGAACUGCUUGUCGGGGAAGACGAACCUUUGCUCCCAGUUUCCUCUAACACUUGGCCUAAUGGCUGAUGGAACAUCAAGAAUGUCUGCUAAAGGGCAAAGGAUCUACCAAAUGUUUAGCUGCUCGACUUGGUCUGAAUACGCGGUUGUUGAAUCCAACUACGUGGUUAAGGUAGAUCCGAGGCUGCCGCUUUCCCAUGCCAGUCUCCUUACGUGUGGCUUCACAACAGGUUAUGGAGGAGCAUGGAAAGAACUCAAAGUUGAAAGGGGUUCAACUGUUGCAGUAUUAGGCCUUGGUGCCGUUGGACUUGGAGCUGCCAAGGCAUCAAAAAUCCUAGGAGCCUCCAAGAUUAUUGGGAUCGAUAUUAAUGAUAUGAAACGCGACAAGGCAAAAGCCUUCGGGGUUACAGACUUUGUUAAUCCUAAGCAUUAUGAUAAACCUAUUUCACAACUGAUCCAAGAGGCCACUGGUGGACUAGGUGUGGAUUACUGCAUCGAGUGCACGGGCGUUCCCUCCCUCCUCAACGAAGCCAUUUUAAGCAUAAAAAGUGGAAUCGGGGAGCUAGUGCUGAUCGGUGCUCCAGCGGAGGAGAAGGCAGAGCUUAACUACUUUCCCUUGUUGCUCGGGAGGACGAUUAAGGGGACAACCUUUGUUGGUGUAAGAAUUCACUCUGAUCUUCCUAAAAUCGUUGAGAAAUGUAUCAACAAGGAAAUCAAUCUUGGUGAUCUCAUAACUCAUGAGGUUUCACUUGCUGAUGUGAAUAAAGGAUUUAUGGAGUACAUGAAACAGCCUGACUGUGUCAAGGUUAUUAUCAAGUUCUGAGGGAAAGUGGAUACUAAUUUGUUUGAGUUUAAAUUCUUAAAUUAUGGAUGUGGAAUGCUAAUAAAGAAAGUAAGAUGUGUUUAGGUUCUCAUGAAGAUAUCAUUGUAAUAUGGAUCACAAAAAUAAUACUCCCUCGUUUACGAUAUCA